Molecule: messenger RNA, 831 nt
Organism: Portunus trituberculatus (swimming crab)
Lineage: Eukaryota; Metazoa; Arthropoda; Malacostraca; Decapoda; Portunidae
Product: glutamate receptor ionotropic, delta-2-like
Exons: 6
Coding region: 1-831 (276 amino acids)
Cellular component (GO): membrane
Molecular function (GO): glutamate-gated receptor activity
Source: RefSeq, a predicted model, not a curated record
AUGGUAUCAUCUGACAGGACGCGCAUCAAAGUGGCUUAUGAUGAGUGGGUGCCAUGGACGCGUGUGGUGCAGCAUCAGAACGGCUCCGUCAGCAUCGAGGGUCCCAUGGGAUAUGUGAUUGAACUCAUCGCUAACAACCUUCAGCUUGAUUACGAGUUAAUCACUGCCCCGGAGCCUGUGUGGGGCGGCCCGGAUAAGGAUGGCAACUGGAAUGGCAUGCUGGGAGUCCUGCAGCGAGGGGUGAGUCCUGGUGAAGGAGAUGCACCUCAAGGUCCCUUCACCAUUACGCCGCAGCGGGAGACUAUCUGUGACAUGUCUGUGCCCAUCUCGGGGGCAAACAAGGACAUCAUGAUGGAGAGGCCAAGGCUGCGGACAGACAUGGCGGGCUUCCUGAAGGCCUUCACACUGGAGGUGUGGCUCCUGACGGCGAUGAGCAUGUUGGCCAUCAGCUGCGCCACCAUAGUGCUGGUGAAGGUUGAGGGACGCGUCUUCAGCCGCGUCGUUAAGAACGUUUACUCGCACACCAUCCUGUGGGUGAUCAAGUCCUUCACACAGGAAAGUUCAUUGUGGCUGCCGCCCCACGACACAGGUCGCGUGCUGGUCACCACCUGGCUGCUGGCGUCCCUGGUGUUCAUGUCCUCCUACAGCGGCAUCCUCACCGCCAUGCUCACUCUGCCCCGAAUAAUAAUCCCCAUUGACUCCCUGACGGACCUGGUGGCGCAGGACGAAAUAUCCUGGCGUCUGGAGGGAGGGUCGUCACUGCACCAGUACUUCAGGGUAACACUCCAUAACACAGCGGCCGAGCGCAGGGCAGAAAAAUUUAGAUAUUAA